AUGUUGCUAUAUGAAUCAGUCUUGAUUCAAACAAAAAGUCAUCCAGCUCCCGUGCAGGAUUUGACGGAGACCAUCCAGCCGGCUUGCUUCCUUUCCGGAACCCUCACCGGUACACGUUACGGGUUCUACGUACAAUAUGUGCGCGAAGCAGUUUCUUUCGAAGACGUGGUUUGUCGAGCUCUAGCACUGUUGCUCCGCUAUCCUUUCAUGAACAAACACGGCUACAGUAACAAUAUGGAUGAGAGUCUGAAGGCGCAUUUACAGCGUAUGCUACCGAACAACGGCCGAAUCUUACCGUCCCAGCUUCAGUCCCUGGCUCAAGGCCUAACAUCAUCAUCUUCCCAUUCUGGCCCACAAAGUCUACUGGAUGGUAUUCCUUCGUUGGGGUCGCCUAUGGGAUUGGAUAUUGCAGCAAUGCUGCAACGUCGGGCUCAGGCCGAAGAACAAGUACGGCUUGAGCUCAUGGCCCGUGCUGCUGGCUUACACAGGUCGUUGCCGAAGCCACUUCCAAACUCCUCGCAAUCCUUCAACGCCUGGAAUCAUCAAUUGUUGGGACACGAUGCGAAACUUAUUUCUUCAGGUCCAUUGCGAAAACGACGACAGCUUAGUGACGCGGGAAUUGCAACUAAAAGGGCGGAUGCAAUUGUUAUAAACCUUCGACGAGCGGAACGCAAAGCUCACUUUCCAUUGCCGGCAGUUUCGGGCGAAGGUUGGCUACCUAGGCGAGGAUCUUUGGCCUCUUUUCACAAGACCUGGGAGAAAUUAGAGGAGAAAGUAAAAGCAAGGGGGAAAUUACAGCCGGACGUUCAAGAGCAAUUGACAUCAGAGCUUUUCCGCCGUUCACUGCAUCGACGAAAUAUGGACCAUCUGUAUCGAAAGGUACACGGGUUGACUUCGAAGGACGCACCGGGCUCGCCGCCAAAGAAACGCAAGGUCCAGGCUGCAGAGGAUUUGGAAGGAAACGUUGAUGCGCGAUAAGAAGAGCAGCUUAUACACCAUGUUACGGGCCGGGCCUCGAGCGAAUGUGUACAUAGGAUUCCGAAAGGUACGGAACAAUUAAUGUACUAAACUUUGUGCGAACGCCCUUUCAGUUUUUGCUGAUCAUCCCGGAGCAACUAUUAAGCGUGUUUGCCGUGUGGAUUGUACAGAGAAGGCCUCUCCUUGGAUUGCCAAAGAUCUCAGCUGUUUGUAUUAUCAACAAAUCAAUUUAGUUUUGGAAAACAAAUUGAUUAACGUCAGGCCGACGAUUUAUCUUCUAACUGUAAGUUCAAUGGCGGCAGAGUAGAUGUACGGAAGAGAGUACUAAGCAUUGUCGACAAAGACAACAAAUUCCUUGUGUAGGGAAAUUUGGUACGAUUGCCUCUAUCUGCAUCGCGUUCUAAUCGCCGGCAGAGAGAACGUGAAAGCGGAAGACGUCACGAGUGUCACUAUGUUAACAAAGUCCCCAUGUGAGUGGAGAUUUUCGACUGGCCCGUAAGUUAGUAAACAGGAUUCUCUGGACGUUGUCAGUGUGCAUUCGUCUGCCGUCACGUUUUUUUGUGAUUUGUCAGUUCUAGCAUUAUCAACAGGCUGUGUACGACUAGUACC
Phaeodactylum tricornutum CCAP 1055/1 is the source of this 1587-nucleotide messenger RNA. RefSeq lists its product with no specific name. The record is from RefSeq and is a predicted model, not a curated record. Lineage: Eukaryota; Bacillariophyta; Bacillariophyceae; Surirellales; Neidiaceae. Bases 1 to 978 code for a protein of 325 amino acids. The transcript has 2 exons.